This is a messenger RNA of Coffea eugenioides, 1036 nucleotides long. Its product is annotated as nascent polypeptide-associated complex subunit alpha-like protein 2. The coding region runs from base 113 to 733 and encodes 206 amino acids. Gene Ontology annotation, biological process: protein targeting to membrane. NCBI's taxonomy places the organism in Eukaryota, Viridiplantae, Streptophyta, Magnoliopsida, Gentianales, Rubiaceae. The record is from RefSeq and is a predicted model, not a curated record. Gene Ontology annotation, cellular component: cytoplasm; nascent polypeptide-associated complex. The transcript has 4 exons.
UCCGUCCUUACUCCAACAAAGGUUUAUCCUCCAGUCGUCGCAACCCGCUGUGCCUCUCUCACUCUGUUUCUCCAUCAUCUGGUAAAGCAAGCAGAAGCAAUCAAAGAAAGCCAUGCCGGGCCCCGUCGUCGAAGAACUUGACGUCGACAAAAAGCUUCAGGGAGAUGAGCCGGUAGUGGAGGACGUGAAAGACGAAGACGACCACGAAGACGAUGCCGACGAUUCCGACGACGAGGAUGAUGACAAAGAAGACGGUGCCCAAGGCACUAACGAGAGUUCAAAGCAGAGCAGGAGUGAAAAGAAGAGCCGCAAGGCAAUGUUGAAGCUAGGAAUGAAACCUGUUACUGGUGUCACUAGGGUCACCAUUAAGAGAACCAAAAAUAUAUUGUUUUUCAUCUCAAAACCAGAUGUGUUCAAAAGCCCAAAUUCUGAUACCUACGUGAUAUUCGGAGAAGCUAAGAUAGAGGACUUGAGCUCUCAGCUGCAGACACAGGCAGCCCAGCAGUUCAGGAUGCCGGACAUGGGCUCUGUGAUGGCCAAGUCGGAUAUCUCUGCUUCAGGUGCUGCAGUACAGGCAGAUGAAGAAGAGGAAGAGAUUGAUGAGACUGGUGUCGAGCCUCGUGAUAUCGAUUUGGUGAUGACUCAGGCGGGGGUGACGAGGUGCAAGGCUGUCAAGGCUCUCAAGGCCCACGAUGGAGAUAUCGUCAGUGCUAUCAUGGAGCUAACAACCUAAAAUUGGACCAUGGUCUUUUACCAAUUUUUGAUGCAUUCUAGUGUUAAGAGUUCGAAAUGGUGGCACCAUUUUGUUUAAUCAUUCACCUAAUAGCUAGGAUUGUCAUUUUUAUUUUUUCCCUUUUUGCGCUUGACAUUUGCGGGAUCAUCUUAGUAGAGAAAAAUAUUUGUCUGCUCAACGGCUGACUGGUCUCUGUGCUUUUUUUUUUUUUGGUGCUACUGUUGCGAGUUUGCUUAUGCAGAGCUUUAAGUUGUAAUGCUAUCAGUUUUGGUGAUUAUGGAUUUUAGUGUCUUGGCAUCUUCA